UGUUUGGUGUUUAUUGGAUAACGAGAAAAUAGAGAGAGAGAGAGAGAGAGACUUGAGUCAUCGCCAUUGACUAAAGCUUCCCCAUUUCUUACUCUUUGAGCUUCCUGGCAAAAUUUCUAUGCUUCCAUUUUCAUAUCCCAUAUUCUCUCUUUCCACCAUUUUCGUACUCUCUUUCUUCCUGCCAUUGAACUUUGUAUCUUCUGAAUUCUUCACUCUUUGAAACCAAAAAACUGAAAUGUGAGAUCUGAUUGUUGUAAAAAGAAGCUUCUUUGGUUCUUCCACUGUGCUUUCUAGAAUGUUCUACUUUCUCAAUAUUUUCUAGUUCUAUUUUUCUGGGGUGUGUUUGUUUUUGGAGAUUCCAACAUUGCAGGCCUUGUUCUGCUGCAAUUCAUUGUGUAUAUCGUUUUGUUUUGUCUCAAAGUCUCAAACUUUGAUAUCAUAAUAAUCUUCUUUGAUCAACUAAACCACAACCUUAUUAUCCCUCUUGCUGUCUCUUACUCAUAAAAGUUUAAAUUUUUUUUUUUUAUUUUUUAUCCCAUCAUUGUUUUUUGCUUUGUUACUCCACUGCCUUAUCAAAUUACUUGGUCUUUGAGCUCUUUUCUGUGGGAACCUUUUCUGGGGUUUAGUAUCUCUUGCUGGUUGCUGAUGCUACCUUUAUAUAAUAGUUGUUAUUUUAUUCUAUUUUUGCUUGGUAUAUGUGUUAAUGGGUUAUGGGGUUUUGGGUUGUGUGGGAUUUUGGGUAAGUUGUUCCUCUUUGAACAGUCUUUGGUUCAUUGAUGCCACUGAAGGGUUAUGAUUUUCAGCCUCUUCAUUAGGAAUUCUUGUUACUGAGGCUAAUUUGUGAUUUGGGGUUAGGGAAAGUUGCCAUUUUUAAUGAUACUUGGAGUUGGAAUUGGUUUUAUCUUAAGAGGGUAUUUUCCCCUGCAUCUUGAAUCUUGAUUUCGGAUAAUCAAAUCCGAAAAAGGUUCUGUUUUUGUGAGAGGAUGAGGAGUGGUAGGAAAAGGAAGUUGCAUUUGAGCAAGCUAUACUCAUUCACAUGCUGUAGAGCAUCAUCUUUUGAAGAUGAAUUUUAUUCUCAGAUUGGGGGAAGGGGUUAUUCAAGGGUAGUGUUGUGCAAUGAGUUGAAUGAUUUAGAAUCCGAGGUUGUUAGGGACUAUGCAGAUAACUCUGUUAGGUCUACAAAGUACACCCCUGCUACAUUCCUCCCUAAAUCGCUCUUCGAGCAGUUUAGGAGAGUGGCUAACUUCUAUUUCUUGGUUACUGGCAUCUUGGCAUUCACCAGACUUACGCCUUAUAACGCUGCCAGCGCUAUCUUUCCGUUGAUUAUCGUCGUAGGGGCGACUAUGGUGAAGGAAGGCAUCGAAGACUGGCGCCGGAAGAAGCAGGAUAUUGAGGUGAACAAUAGAAGAGUGAAAGUGCAUAAAGGUGAUGGGAAUUUCGAAUAUACCGAGUGGAAGAAUCUUAGAGUGGGGAAUGUAGUGAAGGUAGAGAAGGAUGAGUUCUUCCCUGCAGACCUCCUAUUGCUUUCGUCGAGUUAUGAGGAUGCAGUAUGCUAUGUUGAGACAACGAAUUUGGAUGGCGAGACAAAUUUGAAGUUGAAACAAGGCUUAGAGAUAACUUCUUCCUUACAUGGCAAUCUCAGCUUCCAAAAGUUUAGAGCCACGGUCAAGUGUGAAGAUCCGAAUGCUAAUCUGUACUCUUUUAUUGGGAGCCUAGAAUUCGGAGACCAAAAGUAUCCCCUUUCGCCUCAGCAGCUUCUUCUUCGAGACUCCAAACUUCGCAAUACAGACUACAUUUUCGGAGCUGUAAUCUUCACUGGUCAUGAUACUAAGGUUAUCCAAAAUUCUACAGAUCCUCCUUCGAAAAGAAGCCGAAUUGAGAGGAAGAUGGAUAGAGUAAUCUACUUCUUGUUCUGUAUCUUGUUUCUAAUGGCAUUUGUUGGAUCUAUUUUCUUUUACAUCUUAACUAAAGAUGACUUGCAAAGUGGACCAAUGAAAAGAUGGUAUCUAAGACCUGAUGAUUCUACAGUUUUCUUUGAUCCGAAGAGACCGGAAGCUGCUGCUGCAUUUCACUGUUUGACAGCAUUGAUGUUAUAUGGCUUCUUUAUUCCGAUAUCCCUUUAUGUGUCGAUCGAGAUUGUCAAAGUUCUUCAGAGCAUUUUCAUCAAUCAAGAUAUCCAUAUGUACUAUGAGGAAGCAGACAAGCCGGCAAAUGCCCGAACAUCAAACUUAAAUGAAGAACUUGGCCAAGUUGAUACAAUACUUUCUGAUAAAACCGGAACUCUUACGUGCAACUCAAUGGAGUUUGUUAAAUGUUCUAUUGCUGGGGUUGCUUAUGGCCGUGGCAUUACAGAGGUUGAGAAGGCCAUGGGUAGAAGAAAAGGUUCACCUCUAAAUCAUGAACAAGUUAUAGGCUCAGAAGCCGACAGCAUCAAUGAAUCUUCGAAUGGAAAAGCCUCCAUAAAGGGCUUUAACUUCAUUGAUGAAAGGAUAAUGAAUGGAAAUUGGGUUAAUGAACCUCAUGCUGAUGUCAUCCAGAGAUUCUUUCGCCUGUUGGCUAUCUGUCAUACGGCUAUACCAGAAAUGGAUGAAGACACAGGAAAUGUCUCGUAUGAGGCUGAAUCGCCCGACGAAGCAGCAUUUGUGAUUGCAGCCAGAGAAAUUGGUUUCGAGUUCUGUAAAAGGACUCAGACUAAUUUAUCAACAUUUGAGUUGGAUCCUGAAUCUGGCAAAAAAGUUGAAAGGGUGUACAAGCUUCUCAAUGUUUUGGAAUUUAAUAGCUCGAGGAAGAGGAUGUCGGUCAUAGUGGAGGAUGAAGAAGGAAAAAUUUUUCUAUUAUGCAAAGGUGCUGAUAGUGUCAUGUUUGAAAGGCUAGCCAAGAAUGGGAGGGAGUUCCAAGAUAAGACCAUGGAGCAUGUUCAUGAUUAUGCCGAUGCAGGUCUAAGAACCUUGAUACUAGCCUAUCGCGAACUUGAUGUGGAAGAAUACAAGGAGUUUCAUAAUAAAUUCUCUAAGGCUAAGAAUUUAGUUUGUGCGGAUCAGGAAAGACAGAUUGAGAAAAUAUCUAACAAGAUUGAGAGGAAUCUAAUUCUUCUUGGAGCCACUGCUGUAGAGGACAAACUCCAAAAUGGGGUUCCUGAUUGCAUUGACAAGCUUGCCCAAGCAGGAAUCAAGAUUUGGGUUUUGACUGGGGAUAAAAUGGAGACUGCAAUCAAUAUAGGUUUUUCUUGUAGUUUGCUAAGACAAGGAAUGAAGCAGAUUAUAAUUCAUUUGGAGAGUCCAGAAAUUAAAGCACUGGAAAAGGGUGGAGACAAGCUUGCUAUAAUCAAGGCAUCUAGGCAAAGUGUCCUCCAACAGAUAUCUGAAGGUGCUGCACAGCUGACAGCAUACAGAGGAAGUUCUCAGCAGGCAUUUGCUUUGAUCAUCGAUGGAAACUCACUUGUCUAUGCUCUAGACGAUAACGUGAAGCACAUGUUUCUAGAGCUUGCAAUUCGCUGCGCAUCUGUUAUCUGCUGUCGCUCGUCACCAAAGCAGAAGGCACUGGUUACUAGAUUGGUCAAAUCCGGAACUCGGAAAACAACAUUAGCUAUUGGUGAUGGAGCUAAUGAUGUUGGAAUGCUUCAAGAAGCAGAUAUAGGAGUUGGAAUUAGUGGAGUUGAAGGAAUGCAGGCUGUUAUGUCUAGUGACAUUGCAAUUGCGCAAUUCCGAUAUUUGGAUCGAUUACUUCUCGUGCACGGACAUUGGUGUUACCGGAGGAUCUCAUCUAUGAUAUGCUAUUUUUUCUACAAGAACAUCACAUUUGGAUUCACUUUGUUCUUAUAUGAGGUGUAUGCAUCAUUCUCUGGAGAACCUGCAUACAAUGAUUGGCUUUUAUCUAUCUAUAAUGUCUUCUUUUCAUCGCUUCCCGUGAUUGCUCUCGGGGUGUUCGACCAGGAUGUAUCCGCUCGGUACUGCCUAAAGUUUCCAUUGUUAUAUCAAGAAGGAGUGCAAAACGUCCUCUUUAGCUGGCGGCGAAUACUCGCAUGGAUGCUUAACGGAUUCAUCAGCGCCAUAAUAGUUUUCUUCUUCUGCACGAAAGCCAUGGAACUUCAGGCCUUCGACGUGGAGGGAAGAACCGCCGGGAGGGAUAUACUCGGCGCAACCAUGUACACUUGUGUGGUUUGGGUGGUAAAUUUGCAGAUAGCUUUAGCUAUAAGUUACUUCACCAUGAUCCAACAUAUUUUCAUCUGGGGUUCCAUUGCAUUCUGGUACAUCUUCCUCCUGGCAUACGGCUCAAUGCCACCACAUUUUUCGACGAAUGCCUAUAAAGUCUUCGCCGAGACUCUGGCGCCGUCUCCGAUGUAUUGGCUUGUCACAUUCUUUGUGGUGAUCUCAACACUCAUACCAUACUUUUCCUACUCAGCAAUUCAGAUGAGGUUCUUUCCCAUGUUUCAUGAAAUUGUCCAAUGGAUAAGGUAUGAAGGGAAGACAAAGGAUCCCGAAUAUUGUAACAUGGUUCGCCAGAGAUCGCUCCGGCCAACAACCGUUGGAUCAACUGCUCGCCUAGCCGCCAUGGCUAAUGACACGCGAGACAGAACGAUUAACCGUAGAUAAUGCUAUCAAGUCCUGUAGUUUAUGUAUAGAUUUGUCAAAAGUAUAGUGAUUCUCUUUGUUUAUAGAAAACCAACAUUUUGUUAUCAUGUUGGGAAGAAGUGUAAAAAGUAAAAUAGGGUAAAUUUUAUGUACACUUAUGUUUUUUUGGGCUCAUAGAUAGAAGGAGUUACUUAGUGUAUAGAAGAAGCAAGAAUUCUUUGUAGGAUAGGGUAGAAGAAGGUGGUUUCUAAUCUUUUGUAGAAAAUGAAGUUCAAUGAACUGAACUUGAGUUGUUCCACAUUUUCUUUCAAUCAUCAUAUGAAUUAUUUUGAUUUUGGUGCUA
This is a messenger RNA of Arachis stenosperma, 4914 nucleotides long. Its product is annotated as putative phospholipid-transporting ATPase 9. Gene Ontology annotation, molecular function: magnesium ion binding; ATP binding; ATPase-coupled intramembrane lipid carrier activity. Gene Ontology annotation, biological process: phospholipid translocation. Gene Ontology annotation, cellular component: plasma membrane. Lineage: Eukaryota; Viridiplantae; Streptophyta; Magnoliopsida; Fabales; Fabaceae. The coding region runs from base 984 to 4592 and encodes 1202 amino acids. The record is from RefSeq and is a predicted model, not a curated record. The transcript is spliced from 11 exons.